CAUAUCCAAAGUAGAUGAGGUUAGGAAAUGUAUCACGUAAAUUCCUUAUUACUAGGCUAGUUUUAGUGACUAUUUUAGGAAUAUAUUUUUCAAGUUUGGAUAAAGAAUCCCUCAAUGUCUCAACGGCCUAAUUUCAAGCUAAGAAUGCGCACUUUGAUUGCGACUCUUUGACCACGAACAGAACUCAUGUCAACAAAAAUGGUUGGCGAAGACACGGAGCUGGAUGCCACGUCUGACCCUACAGAUGGUGUUAACAAAGAAACUAAGAAAGCCAGGCCUAUUAAUGCCUUUUUUCAGCCUGUCAGGGCAGAAGAAGGUGCAAAAACUUUGUUUGGAAAAGAAAUUCCACCAGCAAACUCUAAGAAAACCAGUCAGUCAUUAACAAGCAGUGUUGGUGUCAACAAGAGGGAGAAUGAGAUAUUUCAGGAUACCAAAACUCCUGCCUUGACUUGUAAGAAGGUUGGUGGAUCAGGUGAAACUGUGAAAAAGAAACAAUGUCCAUUGGAUGGAAACUUGGGUUACCAAGCACUAAAACAGGAGUCAUCCUUAGAGGAAGAAUUUAAAUCUAAACAAAUAAAAUCUAAGUGGUCAGUUACAUGCGCUGUGCAGGGUACUUCGAAGCUUUUGAAUAGUUCAGGAUCAGACUUUGAAGAUGAUGGAAAAGAUUUAUUUAGUGCAAAAAAUAAACUGGUACAAAAGUCCUGUAAGAAGAGGGCAAGAGAUAAAUCAAGAACUGCUCACAAAUGUAAAGGAAAAACCUCAGAAUCUUCAGAUGACAAGGAGAAAGAUCUUGAAACAAGUCAAGUUGAACAGAUAGAAGAUGAAUCUCAGGGAAUUACAGAUAUUGAAGCAAAAGCUUCAAUUAAUAGUGCCCAAAGUAAGCAGUUUAGGACUAGUGCCUUUGAUGUUUUGAUGAAUAGUCAAAGGGUCAAGAAACAAGAGGAUGAUACAACAGAGAUUUCUUUGGAAGAAUCGCGAAAUGUAGUUGAAAUUAUUUCAGAAAAAUCAAACUCUUGUGAUAUUGUUGAUUAUAAAGAGAUGGUCCAUUCCAAGUCAAAUGUUAAAAAAGUACUAGAAUCAGGGAAGGAUUCUUCUCCCGAUAGGAUUCACUCAAACAAAAACUCAGAGACAAAUGCUUUUGAUUUGUUAAUGAAGAAAGGAAAGAGUCCCAGCAAAAGAGAUUCCCAGCCUCAAUCUGAGCUAGAUGAACCUCCAAAGACUUUUGAUGGCUUGUCUAAGAAAAAACUCAAGAAGAAAUCUUUUGAAUUUCAUCUUAGUAUUUGUGGUGGCAAAAAGAAAAAUGUGGAGUUUUUCAUAGAAUCUGACAAUCCAAGCAGUGAUGUUGUAGAUUGUAAAAAGAAUGUAAAGGGUAAAAGGAAAAGGUGCAAACCUGAAGGAGAUGGAAGUGAGUUGGUAGAAAGUAAAAGUGAUGAAGCCUUUCUCAAUGAUAAUUCUGAAGAAGUGACAGUAGUUUUUAAAUCAAAAAGAGGUAGACAAACGAGCAAAGUUGUAAAUGAGAAAAAUGUAGAGGGAGAUCAAGUUGUGAUGUAUGAGAAGAUAAAGAAUGAGAAGAAAGGGAGAAAAACUGGGAAGAGAAGCUCUUGCACUAACGCAAUUGGCAGUGAACUGAACGAUGCUCUUUGCAUCAAGGAAGCUCAGUGUAGGAGCAGAAACAAACAGCAACGAGGAAAUGAUGAUGUAGAUGCUAAAGAAAUGAAAGAGAAAAGGAAUGUAAGAGCCAGAAGGAGAGGCGAUACAGCUUCCUCACCAGCACAAUUCCAAGAUGAAUUACCCUGUACUGAAGACCUUGAAAUGUCCAAGAGAAGAAGAGAUCAGAAGAAAAAGAGUGAACAAUCAAGCAAGGAACAGUCAGGCAUUGAUAUCAGAAGUAUGGAUGAGGGAAAGAACAGAGCUGACAUUGAAAAAGAGAAAGCAACGAAGGACCUGUCCAACAAUGAGAUAACAGCUUUAUGUAAAGAGCCCAAACCUUUGGCCUCCAUAUUUCUCAAGAAGAAACCAUUUAUCCCUAAAACUGACAUUCCAGAAGAACCACCUUCAGUUGUGGCUCAUUCAGUAACAUCACCCACCACAACCUUAACAGCAUGUUCAGUAAUUAUGGUAGACAAAACCACUGAUCAAUGCAGCAUUACUGACGUGGAUUCCUCUUCAGUAAAAGAAAAACCAACUAUCGACCAGGAAGCUGCCAAAAAGGCAUUUAAUGCUUUGUUUACUGGGGCACACCAUCAGAAAACUCUGCCUGCUGUUACUGCUGCAGAGGUUCUUCCAGCUCCAUGGCCAGCUGUCAGCCACGUGGUUCAAAAAGAGCAUUGUGAUUCUCUUGGUGUUGAUUUCUGGAGUCUUCCUUGGCCUAUUGGGGGAAGUCAUAAAUCAGACGAUCGCUCAUGUCAUUUAUUGCCUGAAGUUUAUAUCUCCAACACAAUAUCACAACAAAGUACAGUCAUGUUUUGUGGAAGGAGAAUCAUUGAACAGUCCCUAUGUCACUUCAAGAAACUGGUACCAGAAGAUAAAGCAACAGAAAAAAAAUUCUCUGAGGUUAUCACAAAGAGCAUUGUCUCAGAGCUGGCAUUGUUUUACCCUGGCAUACCACUCAGGAGACUUUACAAAAGAUAUUUUUCAAAACUGCAAAAGUACAGAGCAAGUGGUGCUGUUGUGGACCUUGAACAAACUGUCCCAGAGAAAAAACCAGAGGAGAGAGUGAAGAGCAGUGAAGAAUCUUUAGGAGACAAAGAUGGGAAAGAUAACAUCGUGGCAAAUAGUUUAUGCACCAAAAGAGGAAAAAGAAAGCAGCAAUUGUCUUCUGAUGAGAAAAGAAGCCAGGAGAAAGAGACUACAAGGAAACAUGAUGGUAAACUAGUAAAACAAGGUACUAGAACUGACCAGCUUGUGAAAAAACCACGCCAGAAAAGAAGAAGAGAAGACGAUGGUGACCAAUAUCAGGUGGAGGUCAUCAAGGAACGAAGAUUAUCCUUAAGAAUCCAAAGAAAGAAGACACACUUGGAGUCUGACACCCUAGAGGAUAAUUUAGAGCAACCAGAAACUGCCUCGAGCAUGAAGAAGAGACUAAAAACAAGUAAUCAUCAGGAUGGCCUGAAGGAAACAUCAGAACCUUCUAUGCAGUUUAAAAAGACGGCAGAGAUACCUGUUGUUCCCAACAGUGACACAAGUAAUUUGGAAACUUUUGUCAAUGAUACAUUGUGGACAGAGUUGUAUCGGCCUCUGCACUCCACUGAAGUCAUGGCUAACGCUUCUUCUGUCAGAAAACUCCGAUCCUGGCUGCAAGAGUGGAAGAUCAAGAGAGAGAAAACUCUGAGGAAAGAGCUUCAGCAACAAAAAAGGCUUUUAGCAAAACAGAAAGACAAGCAGGCACAGAGCAGGCAGGGCUCCACUCACUCGCUUGAGUGGUGGGAUGCAGACAGUGACUCUGACUUCCAAAUGAGUGACCAUGCUUCAGAUGAAAGUGACACAGAGGAAGGUGGCUUGAACACUGCCAUGUUUAUCUCUGGUCCCACAGGAGUUGGGAAAACAGCCAUGGUGUAAGCUUGUGCAGAAGAACUGGGUUACAAGGUAUUUGAGGUCAAUAGUUCCUCCAGACGUUCUGGCAAGCAGAUCAUGUCACAGCUUGAAGAAGCCACCCAAUCACACCUGGUGAUCAGAAACAAGGGUGUGGCCCCACCCUCUUCCUUUUCAGGCAUCUUUGAUAAGCCUGUAAAUAAUUCUCCCCCCACAACUGGUCCCCUGAGUGCCUUUUUGCAGAAGAAUAUAAAUGUCUCUGAAACCAAAGCCAGCAAAAGUGGGAAAAGAAAAAAAGACAGGAACAUGAAAGAGAAGAAGAAGCAGGGAUCCAACGGGAAAAGCAAAUCAAUUCUCAAGCAGCCAUCACAACCAGUUAAAGAUGACAGUGAAUCAUGUUCAAAUUUGUCUUCAAAAGCUGCCUCUCUGAUUUUGUUUGAAGAGGUUGAUGUUAUUUUUGAAGAAGACAAGAGCUUUUGGAUGGCUGUAAACUCCUUCUUGCAGAAUGCUAAGUGUCCCAUUGUUUUGAUUAGCACAGACUCACAAGUGAGCUGUGAGGGACGUUAUGAUCAAAUCAUGUUGAAACCUCCAUCAGUAAAUCUUCUAGCUGCACAUCUACAACUUGUAGCUUUGACAAACAACAUUUUCGUCAAUCCUGAAGACCUCAAAUCUUUGGUUGCGCAAAACAACUGUGACAUUCGAAAGUCUCUCUUCGAUCUGCAAUUCUGGUCAGCAUCAGGGGGGGGAGUGAAGGUGCCGUAUAAAAGACCAGUGAAUUUGGAAUCAAGUAAAAUUGAUGUUGGCAACAAUGAUCUGAAGCCUCAACAUACGUCUGCAACCUCUGAAAGUAGCACUGAGAAUCUGAAGACUGGCACUUCAUCUCAAGAUGUUCAUCAGUUUGAACCUCUUGUAACUGGUGGUAUUCUAAAUGACGAUGGAGAAGAAAGCCUGUUUCUUUCCGUAAGCGAUUGGCAGGUAAUCAAGAGCCAAGGAGCUGCAGGCAGCCUGCGCUCUUCAAAGAGAGGAAUUCCUGGUCAGGCUAAUGGCGACAACUCGGAUUCUGAUUUCUAUGAGCCUAAGAGGGCAAAACUGUUCUGUCCUGAUGGGUCAGCAGAUUCUGUCUUUGAAAUCACUGACACAAAUGACAGUCAGCCUGUCAGCAGUGCAGAUGAGAAAGCUGAUAGCUUGCGCCAGCUGCCCUCCGUGGAUUCCUUGCUGUUUGAGAGUGUGCAUGGGUUCCUCAAUUGUGUGGCUGAUCCAACUGUUGGGGCACUGUCAAUUCUGCAAAAGGGAAAGAAAUCUGGAGAUAAACUUGAGGAGUAUGGGAUUUCUGACAAGCUGCACCUGACGCACUUUUCCCAAAGACUUGAUGUGAAUUUGAUCGAAACAAAUUUGAGUAACCUCAUCCCACUGUUUGCUGAAUCAGCAUCUCCAUUGCCGCAGACCGGGCAGGAUCCACAAGGGAUUCCAUUUGAAAAUCAGACAACUGAUGUUAACCCACCAAUUGCAGAGGAAACGACUUUCACGAGUAUUGAUAUACUCUCUGAUAGAAGCCUUUUUGACGAUGGCACAGACGAAUCUACCAGUAGAGGGGAGACUGAGGGUGUCAUGGAGAGAGAUCAGACAAUAGAUAAAGAAUCAGAAGAUGGAAGGACAAAGACGUUGAGUAAUUCUCAGGACUCCGCAGACACAGGCUUUAGUGGGUCUCAACCUAAAGAAGGAACUGAUGCAGCUGGAGAGGGUGAAAUGCACGAAGAGGACUCUGCGUCCUGUGGAGAAACUGUCAUGAAAGGAGGGAAACAUGCUCGCAAAACGCCAUCCAAUAGAGAAAGAUGCUGUACUAAAGCGCUGGAUGUUUUUGCGCAGUUUGCAGAAAACCAGUCCUUUUCAGAUGCUUUCUGCCCGAGUCUUUCUGUCUCUAACACCCAGUCUUCCUCUGUUGAUUUUGGCUGGUGGAAAACUGCGCUGAAGCCUGGACUCACAGAUGAGCACGUGACUGUAGAGGAAUACAGUCAUUGGUUAGCUCGCGAUACACGCGCAAGCAUCCGAGGAGCAUUAGAAGUGGCUAAUUUGGAGAGUUGUCGGGCCAAAGUGAAUUGUUUGAAAAACGAUUUGGAAGAAAUUAAAACUGUAGUUGAAGAGGAGAGCACCAGCAUGUCGGAAAAUGAGCUUUACAGUUCUAGCUUAUUAUCGGAAGAUCUUCCUCCACGUGAUUGUAGUUCUUUGUUGCAUUUGAAUUCACCUUCGCUCAUACAAAAAAGUUCUACAGCGAGCCGGAGAAAGCUCUACACCUCCCUAGCGUCAUGUAUUCCAUCAUUGUACCACUGUGAUCAUCGCUGUUUAGCAAGUGACUACAUACCAACGUUUCGCCUGCUCUGUUACUCAGAAAGGCUCCGAGAAGCCGCCAACAUCAAAAGGAGAUUUCUUCAUUAUCUGGAUCUAAAUUCGUUUCCCUUGAGUCGGUCCACAAUGGAGGCUUUAGCAGACAGUUAUUUGGGACAGUAGGGUCAUCUAAUAGCUGUCGUCUAGAAGCAGUCGUUUUCAUUGAGUGGCCUGGAUUCUUCCACGAUUUAUAACUUCUUGAUUUUUAUGCCGAUUGAAAUAUGAUUUGGAGCUGGAUGAGACACCAGGCAAAAAGUAAUGUUUUCCCUCUCUUACACUUAUUUUUCAAACAAAUAUUUCCUUGUGUCUCAGCGCUUGGUAUUUGAGCAGUUUUCAAUUAAGUGUAAGAAAACCUAAAACCAAAAUAAUCCCAGCUACCAAUCAGAGCAAAGGUUAUAAUUAUCAUUAGCAAAUGAAAAGUCAAAGUGAAAAUAAGAUGACUACUGAAAGCGCGGGAAAACGCUUUUAACCAAGGCGCGAUUGUUUUUAGUUUUGCAUCUGAUUGGUUAAGAGGAUGGCGUGGAGUUUUUCUGGACCAAUCACAGAGUAAAGUUAAAUAAAACAAAAUCAAUCCAGGAUUGCUUUCAAAAAUCAACUGAGAAUUGCUCUUUCUCUAAAGAAAAAUCCUAGUUGAUAUGUUUUGCUCUUUCUCAUAGCUUCUGUGCUCACCAAUUUGUCUAUUUUCUGGCAAAAAGUUACCAUUUUAUUUUUUCUUGAAGUAAAAAGCUUGAUAAAACCGUAGGUCAUGAUUUUAAAACCGUUUUGAACCAUUAUAUUAGGGGAGAACUCUCUGGACAUAUUACUACUUCCCCUUCCUAUUUGAAAAUCAGGUUGAUCGGCAAAGUAAAUAAUCAAUAAGUUAGAAAGUUCCAACUAAGAGCUUUAUUUGCAGCAUUUCAUUAUCAGAAUUUAAGCAUACGUAUGUCAUAGACAAAUACUAUAUAUAUUUAAGCCACGUUUUAAAUGUCGUUUUGAUUGUCAAACAGUAUCACAAUAAUCCAGUCGGGUAAAUAUUAACCGUUCUAAAGUGUUUAACUUGUGAAUACAAUAAUGUUUAAACUGAAAUGUUAGUAUAUAUAUAUCGUUUUCUGUGCUUUUCUCUGAUUAGACAUGAGGGCCGGAAACUCUUCGGUACUUAACGAUAAUCGUCCAAAACAGGAUCUGCUUAGUCCAUUGGACAAGAAGAUCGGAAACUCCUCGGUUCAAAAGCAGAAUCUACAAAGUCGAUUUGACUGGGAGUUUGUUAUUUCCUUCCCAUGUAGAGUUGGGAUAGAGGAUACUGACCAAUCUAUUACCACUGAGCUCAGUAAUAAACUCAUGAAGGAAGUAAGGUGCGCUAGGUAGCCAGAUUUAAAUUUAAUUAUUUCUGUGUGUAUUAUUAUUAUUAUGCUAUUCAACGAGUGAGUAAAAAUAUCCUUUUCCCUGCAAUUUUAAAAUAAAUUUUUAAAACCGGACUCGUUCUUAUCUUUGUCGCACAAUUAGAGACCGAAACUGAAAAGCAGAGAGAUGCGAGGUGGAAAAAGAAGUCUCCAGUCCAGCUUAGUGCGAUCGCGUAAGAUGUACUUAAACCAAGAUAGAAAUUGGCGCUUUGCAAGGUGCUGUUCACCUCGAACCGGCCAGGGUAGCUUGUUUUUGAGAAACUUGAUCGACGGAUUAACUAUUUAGCCCUCCUACUAUCGAUAGAUAUGUAGGGCACUUAUCAAGAAAUCUGAAAUUAAGCUGAUUGUAGAACUGAUACAUCUAUAUAUUU
Stylophora pistillata is the source of this 7663-nucleotide messenger RNA. RefSeq lists its product as uncharacterized. Gene Ontology annotation, cellular component: nucleus. Lineage: Eukaryota; Metazoa; Cnidaria; Anthozoa; Scleractinia; Pocilloporidae. Gene Ontology annotation, molecular function: DNA binding; DNA clamp unloader activity; ATP binding. The record is from RefSeq and is a predicted model, not a curated record.